AUGGAUUCGGGAGCGAAGAAAAGCCGUGGCCGUCAAAAGAUCGAGAUGAAGAAAAUGAGCAACGAGAGUAACCUCCAAGUCACAUUCUCCAAGCGCCGCAGCGGGCUUUUCAAGAAGGCCAGUGAGCUCUGCACCCUCUGCGGGGCCCAUGUGGCGCUGGUGGUGUUCUCUCCCGGCGAGAAGGUGUUCUCCUUCGGCCACCCCAAUGUGGACGCGGUGAUCGACCGUUUUCUGGGGCGGGCUCCUGCUCCGGAGUCCGGCACCAUGCAGUUCAUUGACGCCCACCGCAUCUCGAACGUGCGUGACCUGAACAAGCAGCUUACUCAGGUGAACGACCUGCUGGAGACGGAGAGGAAGCGCGGGGAGGAGCUGAACCGGUUGAGGAAGGAGGCGCAGGAGCUGAUGUGGUGGACCCGCCCCACGGAGGAGCUGAGUGUGGAGCAGAUGGAGCAGUACAAGGCUGCGUUGGAAGAGCUGAAGAAGCACGUGGCGCAACUUGCUGAGAGGGCCAUGCUUCAGAAUGCUGUAAACCAGGGUCAUCAGUUUUUCCCUGGGGCUUCUUCCUCUGCCAAUUUCGUGCCUCAGCCUCAGCCUCAGCCUCAGCCUCAGCUUCAGCCUCUGCCUCAGCCUCCUCAGGGGUUCAGUGCACCGACCCUUCCUACCAUGCUUCAGAACUAUAUGUUCCCUGAUUCAACCAUGAUGCAGCAGCACCACGGGUUCGAUAACAUGGGGAUGGGAGGUUAUGGACCUGGACCUGCUUCUGCGGGUGGUUUCUUCUGA
Molecule: messenger RNA, 780 nt
Organism: Sphenostylis stenocarpa
Lineage: Eukaryota; Viridiplantae; Streptophyta; Magnoliopsida; Fabales; Fabaceae
Source: the annotation of a GenBank genome assembly